AUGAGGGAGGAGCACUUUGAAAGUUGCAGGUAGAGCAGAGACACACAGACAGAGAGCGCUCGUUUGUUGCCACUUACUGGAGAUCACACGCUCGUCAAGGGAGAGAGAGGGAAGUAGAGAGACGCUGACACACAGUGAGAGAGCGAGAGAGGGAGGGAGGGAGCGCCACACGGUCAAAGUAAGCUUUAUCUACCGCGGCGGGUCACUUAAUAAGAGCUAUUUGGAGUCAGAGGCGACCAGGAGCCGCAGCCAGACGCAGACCAUCACAACAAGAGGAGCAACAGAAAGCACAUUGCUCCACACAGGGAAGAGGGGAAAGAAAUACACAGACACGGAAGAGAAGUGAGUGAAAGAAAGAAAGAAGAGUGAGGGACGGAAGGCGAGAUUGAACUUUUAGGCUCCUCAGUGGGAUCUUACUAAACAAAAGGUGAAAAAGUGAGAGAGAAGAGGCUGAACUGUGAAGGUGAAGAUGCCGCGGGUAGUCCCGGACCAGAGGAGCAAGUUUGACAAUGAGGAGUUUUUCCGCAAGUUGAGCAGGGAGUGUGAGAUUAAAUAUACUGGCUUCAGGGACCGGCCCCAUGAGGAGAGACAAGCUCGCUUUCAGAACGCCUGCAGGGAUGGACGGUCAGAAGUGGCCUUUGUAGCUACAGGUACCAACCUCUCACUGCAGUUCUUUCCAGCCAGCCAUCACGGAGAUCAGAGGCAGGUUCCUACGAGGGAUUAUGUCGACUUUGAGAGGGAGACGGGAAAGGUCUAUUUAAAGGCUCCAAUGAUCCUGAACGGUGUGUGUGUGAUCUGGAGAGGCUGGAUCGAUCUUCAGAGGCUGGAUGGGAUGGGAUACCUGGAGUAUGACGAGGAAAGGGCGCAGCAUGAGGAUGCUUUAGCACAGGCAGCGUUUGAAGAGGCUCGACGCAGAACCAGAGACUUUGAAGACAGAGACCGGUCACACAGGGAGGAGUUGGAGGACCCUGUGGUUUCUAAAAUCUGGGACUGAUGACACACAGACAGACAGCCAGCAGAAAGAACAGGUCCAGACGACAGCAGGACCCCAGCCCUGGCUCAAACAUGGCCAACGCUGACGUGGAACACAAGAUGCGCUGAGGAGGAAGAGGAGGGAGGAAGAGGAGGAAACCAGGGCUGGCUGUUCAUUUACUUUCAAUACAAUCAACUGACAAAAAAAAAAAUCAACUAAAACUGCUUUUCUUCUUGUAAGGUUUGACACCAUCAAUUUGCUAUUUUACAUGUUUAAGAUAUUUAAAUGUACAUCACAAUACACCCAAGGAAUUGAUUGAAUUGAAAGUGAAACAAGCCUGUAAAACAAGAUUUUUUUAAGGAAGACAGACAAAACAGACCUGGACAAAAGGUACCUGAAAUUGUGAAUGUGACAGAUCCAGAGUUGAAGUUGUUUCUCAAGUGAAAUUAAGUGUUAUAAAGAUUUGAAUUGUAGGUCAGUUUAAUCAGAGUGUUGAUACUUUUUGUCCAGGUCUUCAAAAAUUACAUGUGUGGAUGUAUCUUCAUCUACCAAAGUAUAUUUUCUAUUAAUAAAUGAGGUGUUUUACGGAGCUGUAGCAGGAAGGAGGAGGAAGAAAAAGAGGAAUUAGUUUGGCUCAGGGUCAUAGUUGGGGUUUAUUGGUCAGGAUUACCAGUGGAGCAUGUAUCAAAAGUGAGGCGUUGACUGUUGUGAAGGAAAGAAAAGGUUCUGCAUUGUUCAGUGUUUUGCAACACUUCACAUUUGUGAGCAUGUGAGCACGUUAACCCCACUAUGCCUAGCCCACUUCCUGAAACCUGCUGUUUUCUUAGACCAAAGUUCACUAU
Messenger RNA from Cheilinus undulatus (humphead wrasse), 1815 nucleotides. It is a transcript of the gene cbfb, whose product is annotated as core-binding factor subunit beta. Gene Ontology annotation, cellular component: core-binding factor complex; nucleus. The transcript has 7 exons. Gene Ontology annotation, biological process: regulation of transcription by RNA polymerase II. Gene Ontology annotation, molecular function: sequence-specific DNA binding; transcription coactivator activity. Bases 470 to 994 code for a protein of 174 amino acids. The record is from RefSeq and is a predicted model, not a curated record. NCBI's taxonomy places the organism in Eukaryota, Metazoa, Chordata, Actinopteri, Labriformes, Labridae.